Molecule: messenger RNA, 1302 nt
Organism: Kwoniella shivajii
Lineage: Eukaryota; Fungi; Basidiomycota; Tremellomycetes; Tremellales; Cryptococcaceae
Exons: 9
Coding region: 1-1302 (433 amino acids)
Cellular component (GO): cytoplasm
Molecular function (GO): 2-oxoglutarate-dependent dioxygenase activity
Source: RefSeq, a predicted model, not a curated record
AUGACUGUCGCAGCUACCGCGUCCACGAUUCUUGAACAAGUACCUAUUGGCACAUUGAAGCUCAAUGGACAUUCCAAAAAUGAAAAGCAUGACAACGAGCAUGACAGUGGACAUUCAAGUGAAGACGAAGAAUCAGUAGUCUUCGUUGAUCCAUACAACUAUGUCGGAGAAACAUUUGGUUCUGGUCCAGGUGUAGAUUACCCUUUCGCAGAUUUCCUUCCCCAUAACCCAGACAGAACAGAAUCAGAUCCACCACUCCCUUAUUUCGAUAUUGAAGAUAGAGGUUUAAAAGCCCAUCCAGGCGCAGCUAGACUUAGAGCAUUUGUAGAAAAGAGAGGAGGAAAAGUAAAAGACCAGUUGAUAGCUAUUGGUACUGUCAUCGAAGGCGAUAUUAAAUUAGAAGAUUUGGGAGAUGAGGAGAAAGAUGAUUUAGCUCUUCUUGUCGCUCAACGAGGCGUGGUUUUUUUCCGAAACCAGCACUCUCUCUCCAUCGAAGAUCAACGAGAUCUCGGUAAACACUUUGGCCCAUUACACAAACAUGCUACCUAUGCUACACCCAGAAGAGGUGAUUUGGACGAUGUAGUUGUUGUUUAUGCCGAUCACAACUCAAGACCAGACCUUUACGCUUUUUCACGAGCUGAACUUUUCCACUCUGAUGUAACAUAUGAAGUUCAACCUCCUGGAACCACAAUUUUGAGACUACUCACAACCCCAGAAGUUGGAAAUGAUACCUUAUGGUCUUCAGGUUACGCGGUCUACUCAUCACUCUCUAAACCAAUGCAAAAAUACCUCGAAUCACUCACUGCAAUUCAUUCAGGAUAUGAUCAAGCCGCUUCUAGAACUGGAAUAAGCAAAAUACCACGAAGACAACCAAUCGAAACUGUUCAUCCUGUAGUUAGAGUACAUCCCGUUACAGGCUGGAAAUCAGUUUUCAUCAAUCCUGGAUUCGUUACUAGAUUAGUCGGUGUACCAAAAGCUGAAAGUGAUUUGAUAUUGGGUUACUUGAAAGACACUUUCGCCCAACAAACUGAUGCUACCGUCAGAUGGAGUUGGCAAGCAGGUGACGUAGCUAUAUGGGACAACAGAAUUGUUAACCACUCAGCCACUUUUGAUGCUUAUCCAUCACUCCGACAUGGUCUACGAGUAACUCCUCACGGUGAAGCACCAAUCUCUGUCGAAGAGUACGAAUCCACCACAGGUAAAAAAGCCAAAGAUUGGUUAGAGGAGAGACAUAAAUCAUUGGGUAUCAAACCUCUUGCAAGGGACGAUGGUAAAACCAAGAAGAGAGCGUUCAGAGAUUAA